Protobothrops mucrosquamatus (brown spotted pit viper) is the source of this 714-nucleotide messenger RNA. RefSeq names its product speedy/RINGO cell cycle regulator family member C (gene SPDYC). Lineage: Eukaryota; Metazoa; Chordata; Lepidosauria; Squamata; Viperidae. The record is from RefSeq and is a predicted model, not a curated record. Gene Ontology annotation, biological process: positive regulation of cyclin-dependent protein serine/threonine kinase activity. The transcript has 7 exons. The coding region runs from base 1 to 714 and encodes 237 amino acids. Gene Ontology annotation, molecular function: protein kinase binding.
AUGGAUACCUGCGAAUUAGAGACAUCUGCCUGGCACUUCCUGGCUGUAGAAAUGCCAUUUUUCCUGCUACGCAGAGAAGAACAAGAAGCAUUCUUCAAUCUCCUAGAAGAUGGCUUGGUACAAAACUUCCUAUCCAUGGACACGUGUUACAGAAUCUCAGAUAAGUAUCUUAUCGCCAUGACUAUGAUGUACUUUAAACGAGCCGGCCUCCAUACCAAAGAAUAUACACGGAUCAAUCUCUUCAUAGCUCUGUACUUAGCCAAUGACAUGGAAGAAGACACAGAAGACUAUAAAUAUGAAAUCUUCCCCUGGGCCCUUGGCGAAAACUGGAGGAAGCUAUUUCCAGAUUUCUUAAAAAUGAGAGAUGGCUUUUGGGCUAAAAUGAAGUACAGGGCGUUCGUUAGCCGGAGAUGUUGUGAUGAGAUAAUGCUGAGAGACCCCUCACACUGGGCCUGGUCCCGUGAACGAGCGUCUCACCACAGCGGGGCGCUGAGGAGUUACCUGAAGAAUGAAAACGACUUCUUCCCCAGAGGGCCUGGCGCUACACCCCCCAUGUGCCUUCUCUGCGUUUGGGACGUGGAAGAAAAGGAGGCUCAGAUCAGCCCCCCUGCCAAUGACCUCUUGUCCUCGGAAGCGUUGAACGGAGAUUUGGAAAGCUGUCCUUUCCUAAUGUUGGAUUCGGAGACUAACUACACCAUGAUGCAAAAAAUCUAA